Messenger RNA from Patella vulgata (common limpet), 5438 nucleotides. RefSeq names its product E3 ubiquitin-protein ligase TRIM56. The record is from RefSeq and is a predicted model, not a curated record. Gene Ontology annotation, biological process: positive regulation of DNA-templated transcription. Lineage: Eukaryota; Metazoa; Mollusca; Gastropoda; Patellidae. The transcript has 4 exons. Gene Ontology annotation, cellular component: chromatin; nucleoplasm. Gene Ontology annotation, molecular function: ubiquitin-protein transferase activity; zinc ion binding. The coding region runs from base 221 to 2110 and encodes 629 amino acids.
GAAGUAGAUUGACAAUAUGUCGAUAUUUCCUUGUCGGUAACACGUACAAUUUGACGACAAAGUCAACAUAAGCCUGUCUCAUCAUCGCUUUAUCUUUAGAAGGUAUCAGACCUAUUUCUGCAGGUGGGUACCGACAGAAGAUACUGUGUAAGAUGUAAACGUAAAGAACUAAUGAAAAAUUAAAUGGAGUUACAGGAUAUAAUUGAUCUCCCCAUAAGACAUGGCCUCACAUUCCAACGGACCGGAGUUUCAUUUAACUUGUGGAUUAUGUGCUCAAGAUUUUGAUAAUCCCGUGACCUUAAAGUGCCUGCACAGUUACUGUAUGGGCUGUAUACAGAAGCAUAUAUGCAAAACACGGGACGCAGAUUCUAAAGGUUACUUUAAUUGUCCAGUGUGCCACGUGCCGAUAGAAAAACCAGACCGAACGAUUCCUGCAAGUCAGUGGGCUAAUAAACUACCACCUAGUCAAUUCCUGAAGUGUCUGGCAGACGCAAUAACUGGCAAGUCAUCAGGUGACCUUUGUUCCCUAUGUUCACAAGGUAAAACGACAGUGCAGGCCUCUUUAUGGUGCCAAAAUUGUCACGAUGGUUUGUGUGACGCAUGCUCGGAUGUGCAUGCUAAAAUGAAAGUUUCCAGAAAUCAUACUACAGUUCCAAUUGCAUCGGUUUCUAAGCAAGAACGAAACAAGUCCGGUAAUCCUGUUUGUGUAGUUCACCCAGAACACUGUGUAGAAUUUUACUGUAACCAUUGCUGUGUUGUCUUGUGUCAAACUUGUGCCAUUGUUGAUCAUAGAAAGUGUGGGGAUAUCGUUAGUAUUGCUAUUGUAGCAAGACAAAAUCGCGCCGAACUUCACCAAACCCUCAACGAAAUCAAAACGUACGUGACUAUGGAUGAAAAAAAGAAAGAAGAUAUUCAACUUCAUACGUUGAAACUAAACGACAGCAAAGUGGACGUGGAAACUGCCAUUAAACAAUACGUGAAUGAUCUUAUCACGAAACUACGGCAAUCAGAACAAGAACUAAUAAAGAAAUUUCAAGUCGAAUACGAAGCCGCCACCGUUGAAUUAACAACACGAGAGGUAAAUAGUAAGAAAACUUACACUGCCCUAAAGCAUGUUGAAAAAUUCAUUGCUUCUGUAAUUACAAUGGGCUCAGACGCCGACAUAUUGAAUAAUGCACGAUUGAUUGAAAAUCAGAAACAGCGUCUGGUAGACAAUCAAACAGAACCGGUCGAAAAACCAAUUUGUUCCGAUAUGAAAUUUGUUUCUGAUGCGAAUCUGGCUUCCUUGAUAUCAUGCGGCUAUAUCGGUUGUAUUAAACCCCGUACCGCUUACAAAGUACAGAAGAUCGAAACUCAUUUAGAUGGUGAAAAUAAAGGAGAAUCAUGUGCUAUAGAUUUGACAAUUGUCACUAUAAAAGAGAAAAGCAUUCCAGUAGUAGUUGAUGGAACCAAUAAUUGUGUUAAAAUGCUUUCCGAUCCUCCACAUAAAAUAUCGUUGCGGAACCCAAGGCGAAUUGCGAAAUUAAGUAACCGCACUGUAAUAGUUACUUCAAGUAAACACGUGUCUUUCAUUGAUGUCGAGCCUCGUUUCCAGGUGAACAAAAUGGUGGAAACCCAAACGGAUUACACUGGCAUAGCUGUUAUUGGUGCCAAUAGAUUAGCUGCUAGUCGCUGGUCUUUCUCUGGCGGGGGAUUUGUUGAUAUCGUAGAUUUUGCUGGUCAUGUUUUACUUAAACUAGUCCUUAAAGAUUUACUAGACCCUAGUUAUUUAUCAACAACUACCACAGGAAAUAUAUUAGUGUCUGAUUGUCGGUCUAAGGCUUUGACGUGUCUAACACAAACAGGAGAAGUUGUGUUUAGUUAUAAAUCUGAGGUUGGAGAUAAAUUAAAAUUACCUUAUGGAGUGUGUACUUCUAAAGAUGGAAGUAUUUAUCUAGCAGACUAUAAUGGUGCCAGGGUGAUUAAACUUGGAAACAACGGCGAAUAUCUUGAAGAUUGCUUGACUAAAAGUCAGGGAAUUGAACGACCACGGGGUAUAGCUUUCGAUAGCUCCGACCACUUGUACGUGUGCCAUUGUAGGGGCUGGAUAAACGUUUUCAGAACUUCGUAAUCAAUUAUAUGCAAGCAAUAAUAUAUCUGAAAAUUUUAAAUCAGUAUGUGGAAUUUUGAUUUUAAAUGACAGUAUUAUUGAAUGAAAAGAUGCAUAUUCACUUAGUGAUUAUAAAUAUAAUAAUUUAAUAUGAAUCUGUAUACAUUCCUUUAAUCUUGAAGACUUACUUCUCACUAUAGUUACUACUAAUAUAUGAUUCUGUUCUGUAUACAUUCUUUUAGCUUGAGGACUUACUUCUCACUAUAGUUACCAAUAGUAUGAUUCUGUUCUGUAUACAUUCCUUUAGCUGGAAGACUUACUUCUCACUAUAGUUAGUGAUCGACAAGUGUAAGUUAAUUACUAAAGGAACUUUAAUUAGCCAAGGAUUUAUACAGAUGAUUACUUUAGUGAAAUAUUUAAUUUAAAGAAAACACAGUAAAUUUAGCCACAUGUAUGUACAUAUUUAUUGACUUUUGCCACAUUUUUUUACAUAUUUAUCACAUUUAUUUACAUAUAGACUGGUAAAAUGGUAUAUUUAAAACAAUUGUCUCUUUUUUUAUUAUCUAUUUAAUGACUAAUGAUACAUUUAUAAAAUCAUUAUUCACAAAUGAACAUUCAUUUUGUUCAUAAACUAACAAUUCAUCCAUACGCAAACUUUUAGAGUUUGAUUAAAACCAGUUCUGGCCGGGCAAUUAAACAAAUGAUCAUUUCCGUAAAAACAAAAAUGAAAUUGGUUACAGUUAAAGGGGUCAGCAUACAUACCGGGAGUCCAGGGACAUUUGAAAGCUGAAAUUAAUAAAUAAAACGGGUUAUUCAUACUUGUCUUAGGUUAAUAAAAGGUUCUAUAGAUAGAAACUCGAUGUAACGCAACCGAAUUGUUUGAUAUCCGAUGUGGGAAGAAAGCUUAUCGACUUAUACUAGAGGGGGUGAUUUUUGCGAGUAGAACCAAGUCUGGUAUUUGACGCUAUUGAAGGUUUAAUCGAAUAUACAUGUAAAUAUAUAGCCAAUUCAUGCAACGACACAAUCUGAAGCCCGAUAAAUUUUAUGCGAUAAACGUAGUAGCUGUAGAUCUCGUUAGUAAAUCAUGUAAUUGAAAUCAUGUAAGGGAAAUCAAAGGGGAAGCUAAUUAGUAUAAAAAUGGGUAGCAGUAUAUAAAAUUGAUUGAAUGGUAGAAAACGUAAUCAAACACACUUUCAUAUCUCAAUACCCCUUAAUUAUGGUAAUGGAUUAACCUUAAUUAACGUAAUAGAUUAACCAUUACAAUUUAUUAGUAUUCUGAUUCCAGUCGUACUUUUGUAUAGCCACCUUGGUUGAUUUUCUGAAUAACACUUUACGUGUUAUUUAACAGUUUCAUUUCGUAUUUAAACGAAUGAACUUUACUGUACCUACUGGGAUAAUGAAGAAGGGCAUAACCUAUACAAUGUGCUAUGGGGGGAAUUUUGCCAUGACAGCAAUUCAAUUCCAACUAUCAAGGGUUCUUUUACGCCAAAAUGUACACGACACCUCGUUUUUGUUUCAUUUGAUCCGAAAGACUAGCAAAGGUCAUUGACAGGUCCUCCGUCCUGUACCACUGACAAGGAGAAGAUUUGAAGAAAUAUUACAUGUUAUCAAUAUCCCUAAGUAUGUUUGUAUAUGAUUACCAUUUCCUCCAAUUGCUAUCUUUUAAUUUUAAACUAAUGUUUAUAAUUACCAGUGGUAGGGGGAAUGUAGGGUUUGGCGGUAGUAGGGGGUACCCAUGGUUUUCUGGUAGUUGGUCGUACCCAUGGUUUUCUGGUAGUUGUUGUUCUUCUGGUAGUUGGUCGUACCCAUGGUUUUCUGGUAGUAGUUCUUCUGGUAGUUGGUCGUACCCAUGGUUUUCUGGUAGUAGUUCUUCUGGUAGUUGGAGGAACCCAAGGCUUCAGAGUGGUAGUGGUUGUUCUUCUGGUAGUUGGUGGUGGUACCCAUGGUUUUUGUGUAGGUGGGGACGGGUUUAAUUUAUUUUGACACAUUUUUGAUCUUUAAAUUAAAAAUAAAACCAGAUUUAUACGAAUGGUGGGGUGGGGACGGGUUUAAUUUAUUUUGACACAUUUUUGAUCUUUAAAUUAAAAAUAAAACCAGAUUUAUACGAAUGAUUUGAGACAAUUAGCUAAUUAUAAAAACUAUUGCAAAACGUUAUAGGCAAUAUAAACCCAAUCUGUAAAUUAAUUAGCAUUUGUAAAGAUCUUACCCUUUUCCACUGAGUAUACAAUCGCUGAUAACAGAUAAUAGAGGAUAUGUCUUUCCACAGAAACCCCCAGUAAAGUCAUCCAAGUCUAUAGCCCAGAUCAUAGCUCCACCAAAAUUUUGAGAUAAUAGCCAGUCCAGCUAAAUUCAAUAGAUAGAUAUUAUGUAUUAAAUCAGUUUAUAUUUGUACAGUGUUUUUGUAAAUUAAGUUCUAUUUUAGUUAUAAGGAAUCAAACGCCUUAAAGUAUCGUUGUUCAUCUAGUGGAUAUGAAGCUUUAGCCGUUCUGCCAAUUGCAUUACUGAAGUAAAUUUAGUAAAUGUAUUUAGUUUUGUUAUCUUUCAAUUCGCUAAAUGCCACUAAAGGAUUAAGUAAGUUAUUCACAGACUUCUAAAGCUCGUAACAGACAUGCGCUAUUUCCUAUUCGAUUAUGUAGUAUCUAUUUUCAUUUGCCACUUUGUUUCUAACAGAAGGUUUAGCGCCCCCCUUUAAUACAUAUGGAGUUACACCCCAUGAAAUGCAGUGAAAAAUUCAGAGAUAUGUUAUUUUGGACAUGUGUAUUUUUGAUAAAAUGGGUGUUCUUCACAAAAUGGAUAAAUAGUAUUGAAUACAUAACAAAGGUUGGCAGUAGUAUUAAUGCUGGUACCAAAUGACACAUUUACUGUAUUUAUAUCGGACAUUUGAGUCUAAAGGAAUUUCGAGCCAAUAGCGAUUUUCAGUGACGGCCAAAAUUACCAAUGCGAGUAUCGAUUUGCGCUCGAUGCAUCCAAGCGUUAAAUGUUAUUUGAUAUCAGCACUAACAAACACUAAAAUUUUGUUAAGAGGCCUCUCCCGUUAAGCGGUCAGUCUUGAAAAUUCCCUUGAGUGGCUGCUGAAUUCAGAUUAUAUAUUGUACUUUCAAUUCUUGAUCAGAAAAUUGGCUUUAUAGAACCACUAACUACCUGUAAUUAUAAUUUACACACACCUUUGUUAAUAUACUGGCUUCAUCAUCAUAGCCAAUCCACUGAUCACCUGAUACAGCAUAUGGUACUUUCAUGUCAUCAUUUGUUGUUGUUUUAUAUUUAUUAUAUACAGAUUCACAGAUCUAGAACACAUGUAUAAAGAAGAUGUUUUGUUUUGGUAGGUAGUAAUUAUCAAUGAUAUCUAUCU